CGUUCGGCGCGUGCGUCAUAACCUCAAAUAAAUCAGGCAUAGAAGUUAAAAAUAAAUAAAUAUUAUCAACACUUACCACACAAAGACGUCCGCACAACAGAAGUGAUAAACAUCCAAACGAGAAAAGAAAUUAGUAUGAUAUACAAACUAUUAGUUUUCCUAUUGCACCUGUUGAAUUUUAGCAACUUUACAUAUUCUAGCAUUCACCCCGUAGUUUUUAUCCCUGGAGACGGUGGAUGCCAAUUGGAAGCGAGAUUAAACAAAAGCCUAUCUGUACAUUACAUAUGCGAAAAAGCUUCCGAUUAUUUUAACAUAUGGCUGAAUUUGGAGCUUCUUAUACCAGUAGUCAUUGACUGCUGGAUUGACAAUAUUAAACUCAUUUAUGAUAAUAAAACCAGGACCACAAGAAGCCCAGAUGGGGUUAACAUUAGAAUUCCAGGUUUUGGGUUGAGUGAAGUUGUUGAAUGGAUUGAUCCAAGUCAUGCAAGCACAGGGGCUUACUUUUCUGAUAUUGCCACCACUCUAGUCUCCUUAGGUUAUUCCAGAAAUAAGAGUAUUAAAGGAGCCCCAUAUGAUUUUAGGAAGGCACCAAAUGAAAACCAAGAGUAUUUUGUAAAACUAAAAAAAUUAAUUGAAGACACGUAUGAGGAAAACAAUAAAACAUCCAUAAUGUUGAUCGCACAUUCAAUGGGGGGACCAAUGUCCAUACACUUUUUAAAUAAGCAAAAGCAAUCUUGGAAAGACAAAUAUAUUCAAAGGUUGGUGACACUGAGUGGAGUAUGGGGUGGAUCUAUGAAGGCUGUGAAAGUAUAUGCAGUAGGUGAUGAUUUAGGGUCCUACUUUUUAAGAGAAAGUGUGAUGAGAACUGAACAGAUUACAUCUCCAAGUUUGGCUUGGCUACUUCCCUCAAAAUUAUUUUGGAAACCAGAUGAAAUUCUCAUACACGCUGAAAAUAAAAAUUACACAUUAAAUAAUUUGGAAGAAUUUUUUAGGGAUAUAUAUUUCACAGAUGGGUGGGAAAUGAGAAAAGACACAGAACCAUAUCAACUUGAUUAUAAUGCACCUGGUGUAGAAAUGCACUGCCUGUGGGGAACAGAUGUGGAUACUAUUGAACAAUUAUAUUAUAAACCUGGCACUUGGUUAGAUGGUUAUCCAACAUUUAUAUAUGGUAAUGGAGAUGGAACAGUUAAUUUAAGAUCACUGGAAGGUUGUAUGCAUUGGCAGUCAUUGCAAAAAGAAAAAUUUUUCUUCAAAACAUUCCCGAAAGUAGAUCACCUUGGUAUAUUACAUGACAAAAAUACUCAAAACUACAUUGCUAGUCUUGUUAUCCGUGAUGAAGACAGAUUCAAUCAAAACAAAACAGAAGUAAGGUUGAAAUGGAAUACAUUUUUGAAGCGCCUAAAAGAUUUACACAAUAUUAAAAAUUCACUCAAAAUGGUAUCUGAAAAUACGAAAAAUUUAACCAGCAAGUUUGAGUCUGCCAAAUUUGAAAUAAACAAUGUUUAAUCACUUCUCAGAAUAAAAUGAAGUAAAUCUUAAGAGUUAAAUUUGAGUUUAUGUUAUAAACACCUACUUCAUAUCUCACAAAACCAAAUUCUAUAAAUUAUAAAUUAAUAUCUAGGGUGGUCUAAACUAAAUACCCGUCAACGGAAAUUCCACCUU
Cylas formicarius (sweet potato weevil) is the source of this 1662-nucleotide messenger RNA. Its product is annotated as phospholipase A2 group XV-like. Lineage: Eukaryota; Metazoa; Arthropoda; Insecta; Coleoptera; Brentidae. Bases 136 to 1506 code for a protein of 456 amino acids. Gene Ontology annotation, biological process: lipid metabolic process. The record is from RefSeq and is a predicted model, not a curated record. The transcript is spliced from 5 exons.